Molecule: messenger RNA, 1227 nt
Organism: Spinacia oleracea (spinach)
Lineage: Eukaryota; Viridiplantae; Streptophyta; Magnoliopsida; Caryophyllales; Amaranthaceae
Product: peroxidase 44-like
Exons: 2
Coding region: 60-1013 (317 amino acids)
Biological process (GO): response to oxidative stress; hydrogen peroxide catabolic process
Molecular function (GO): peroxidase activity; heme binding
Source: RefSeq, a predicted model, not a curated record
AUUUCACAUACUCAAAAACAUAACACUAAAACAUCUAAACAAAUAAAAAUAAAAAAAAGAUGGGGAGUUUUCUUAAGCAUCUCAACAUUGUUUCUUUCAUGUUAAUUUUCUUUGCCCUUCCUCUCAAUUUAGCCCUUCAAGUUGGUUUCUAUAGUUCUUCUUGUCCCAACGCCGAAAACAUCGUUCCACAAAUGGUUCAACAACGCUUCAAUGCUGAUAGAUCGGUUGCUGCUGCCUUGCUCCGCAUGCAUUUUCAUGAUUGCUUUAUUAGGGGUUGCGAUGCAUCAAUAUUGAUUGACACAACAAGCAACAACCAAGCAGAAAAGGAUGCAGGAGCAAACGGAACUGUAAGAGAAUAUGCACUCAUAGACCAAAUCAAGGCCGCUCUAGAACGAUCAUGCAAUCAAACAGUUUCAUGUGCAGAUAUCAUAACACUCGCUACUCGUGAAGCAGUUUCCCUAUCUGGAGGGCCAAGGUACAAUGUACCAACCGGGAGGCUCGACGGGCUCAUUUCUCGGGCUGCUGAAGUAAACCUACCCGGCCCGUCCUCUACUGUUUCACAGAUCAACCAAGCCUUUAGAACCCGAGGGAUGACCCUCAACGAUAUGGUUCUCUUAGUGGGUGGCGGUCAUUCUAUUGGGGUUGCCCAUUGCAAUUUCUUUCAAGAUAGGUUAUCCAACUUUCAAGGAACCGGAGCUCCGGAUAGUACAAUGGAUAGGGCUUUGCUUACGAGGCUUCAGGGACUUUGUGGGAACGCAAAUCCGAGUACCUUUCUAGACCAAAACACGUCGUUUGUGUUAGAUAAUGAGAUCUAUAACCAACUUAGAAAGAAUCGUGGAAUCUUGCAAAUUGAUCAAGAGCUAGCACUUGACCCGUUAAGUGCUCCAAUGGUGUCGAACCUUGCCGCGAAUAAUAACCUUUUUAGACAAAGCUUUGUAAAUGCUUUGAUUAAAAUGGGGAAUCUUCCAGGAACUGGAGGAGAAAUUAGGAAGAAUUGUAGGAAAAGAAAUUAAAAAAAUAAAAUAAAAAUUAUAGAGAAAUGGUUUGAUUAAAUUUAGAGCUUGAUGAGUUGUUUUGUUUAUCUUCACGUACGUACCAUCAAGUUAAGUGUAAAUUAAAUUAAUGUUUGUUACUUCAUUUCUUGAUUUGAUUUCUAUAAAAAUUAUAGAGAAAUGGUUUGAUUUCUAUAAAAGUUAUGAUUAUUAAUAUGUUAAUUCAUUUCUUGUA